Molecule: messenger RNA, 3827 nt
Organism: Maniola jurtina (meadow brown)
Lineage: Eukaryota; Metazoa; Arthropoda; Insecta; Lepidoptera; Nymphalidae
Gene: Myo61F
Product: unconventional myosin IC
Exons: 20
Coding region: 370-3762 (1130 amino acids)
Biological process (GO): vesicle transport along actin filament; actin filament organization
Cellular component (GO): microvillus; cytoplasm; myosin complex
Molecular function (GO): microfilament motor activity; actin filament binding; ATP binding
Source: RefSeq, a predicted model, not a curated record
UGAGACAUAAAACAUAUCAAGCAAUUAACGAUAUGAUAAAGAUUAUUUGUUUCUACAUCGAUUAAAGUCCGACAUUUUGCCUUCAUAUCCUUGUGGGUUUCACGUUGUCUGAGCAUAGUGAGAGAAUUUCUAAGGAACUUUACUGAAAUCCUUUUGAAAUUGUUCAAGACUUUUGUUGAAUUUUUGUGAUAACCUGAUCUGUAGUUUCUCUUGUUUUUAUUUGUCGCUUCAUAAUAAAUCCAAUCCCAUCACUUUACAUCACUUAUAUCUUUAUGUAGUUCAAUAAUAUAAUCUUUAAAUUUUAGUUAAAAACAGAGAAAAUACGGAUAAUAAGUGUUUAGUAGUGUUAAAAUAGAAUAUAAAACAAAAAUGACUGAAGACUCAGUGCAAGUAGCAGAACCUUCUACAGUUAAAGUUCAAGUUAACCAUGUGGAGCCAGCAGUCCAUGCUCACGGGCAUGGGGAAGUGGAGGUUCGAGUCAAUGGGGAAGUCCAAGUGAGCAAGCAUGAGGAAUCCCCGGCUCAAGCACUUGGAAAUGGGGACGCAAAUGUUCUAGUCAAUGGACAUGGUGAGACUUCUCUACAUGUUCCUGGGAAUAGAGGAUCAUUGCUUCACCCAGCGACGAAAAAAGCGCUCCUGCGGCCGGAGUCGGUGCAAGGCGUGAUGGAGCACGCGCUGCAGCACCGCGACCGCGUCGGCGUGCAGGACUUCGUGCUGCUCGAGGACUACCGCUCCGAGGCCGCCUUCAUAGACAACCUUAGGAAGCGCUUCCACGAGAACAUCAUCUAUACAUAUAUUGGCAACGUGCUGAUCUCCGUGAACCCCUACAAGAAUCUGCCCAUCUACACAGAGGAAAAGACCAAGCUCUAUUACAAGAAAGCCUUUUUCGAAGCUCCACCUCAUGUGUUCGCAAUCGCAGAUAACGCAUACAGAUCGCUGGUCUAUGAACAUAGAGAACAAUGUAUUCUAAUCUCAGGUGAAUCUGGUUCAGGCAAAACUGAAGCCUCCAAAAAAGUUCUGGAAUACAUCGCCGCCCGAACAAAACACCUAAGCACUGUGGAAACUGUCAAAGACAAACUACUCCAAAGCAAUCCUUUACUCGAAGCCUUCGGUAAUGCGAAAACACACAGAAAUGACAACUCCAGUAGAUUUGGCAAAUAUAUGGACAUACAGUUCAACUAUGAAGGAGCGCCAGAAGGAGGUCACAUCCUCAACUAUUUGCUCGAGAAAUCGAGGGUUAUAAGCCAGAUGGCAGGAGAGCGGAACUUCCAUAUCUUUUAUCAGCUGAUAGCGGGUGGUGAUGAGGAGCUGAUGAAGCAUUUGAGGCUACAGAACAGACCUGAAGUGUAUAAAUAUACAACUGAUCUGGUGACACCAGCAAGCCAAAAACUGAAUGACGCAGAGCAGUUCCGUACAGUCACAGGAGCAAUGAAAGUGAUCGAGAUAGGAAAUGACGAACAGAAGGAAAUCUUCGAGAUCGUGGCAAGCGUACUGCAUCUGGGCAAUGUGAAGUUCGUACAGAAUGACAAGGGGUAUGCGGAAAUACUAUCGCACGAUACGAAUAGUUCAAAUGUUGCUGAGCUCCUCAAAGUAAGCUCAAGUAAACUCCGAGAAGCGCUCACAAGCCGCACAAUCGAAGCACGAGGAGACGUCGUGACUACCCCUCUAGACCUUGAACAGGCGCAAUAUGCACGGGAUGCCCUCGCGAAGGCUAUUUAUGACAAGCACUUCAGUUGGCUGGUAUCCAGGCUGAAUGCCUCCUUGGCGCCUAAACAUAAAGACCCGAGAGACUCCGUUAUUGGCAUCCUGGAUAUCUAUGGAUUCGAAAUAUUCCCAAAGAACAGUUUUGAACAAUUCUGCAUCAACUUCUGUAAUGAAAAGCUGCAACAGCUCUUCAUCCAGCUGACCCUAAAGUCUGAACAAGAAGAAUAUCUGCGUGAAGGCAUCGAGUGGGUACCCGUGGAGUAUUUCAACAACAUCAUCAUCUGUGACCUUAUAGAGGAGAGACAUAGAGGUAUAAUUUCAAUCUUGGAUGACGAAUGCCUUCGUCCUGGAGACGCUACGGAUCUCAGUUUCCUCGAGAAGUUGUCCCAACGUUUGGACGGACACGCGCACUUCAAGUCCCACCAGAAAGUCGACAGCAAAACUCAGAAAAUUAUGGGAAGGGAUGAAUUCUGCCUCGUUCACUACGCCGGCGAAGUGACAUACAAUGUGAACACCUUCAUAGAGAAGAACAAUGACUUGCUAUUCCGUGACCUGCAGAGCCUAAUGGCGUCAAGCGGGAACAAAAUUGCUGGAACUUGCUUUAAGGAUCUAAACCUAGCAUCGAAAAAGCGGCCAGAAACAGCCAUAACACAAUUCAAGAACUCACUAAAUGAGCUUAUUAAGAUCCUCAGCAGCAAAGAACCAUCUUACAUCCGCUGCAUUAAACCUAAUGACUUCAAGGCACCUAUGUCUUUCGACGACAAAUUGGUGUCGCAUCAAGUGAAGUACCUUGGCUUGAUGGAAAAUCUAAGAGUCCGACGCGCUGGCUUCGCCUACCGACGUACCUACGAAGCUUUCCUGGAGAGGUACAAGUGCUUAAGCCCAAACACAUGGCCCAACUUUAGGGGACCCCCAAGAGAAGGAGUCCAAUGCCUAGUCGAAACGCUCAAGUACGAAAAGGAGGAAUAUAGGAUGGGCAACACAAAAAUAUUCAUCCGCUUCCCCAAAACCCUUUUCGACACUGAAGAUGCUUACCAGCUCAAGAAAAACGACCUCGCAACCAUCAUCCAGAGUCGCUGGAGAGGAUACUGGCAGAGAAAACAGUAUCUGAGGAUGCGGGCCGCAGCUAUCAUCAUCCAAAAGUGGAUCAGGAGAUUCCUGGCACAAAGGCUGAGAGCAAGGAGGAAGAAGGCUGCUGACGUCAUAAGAGCUUUCAUCAAAGGUUUCAUCACUCGCAAUGGUCCAGAAACACCAGAAAACCGUCGUUUCCUGGGCAUUGCAAAGGUCCACUGGCUCAAGCGGCUGUCCACCAGGCUUCCCACAAAACUCCUGGACAUGUCCUGGCCACCCUGUCCCGCUACCUGCCAGGAAGCGUCCAGGGAAUUGCACAGGCUUCAUAGGCUGCAUCUAGCGAGGAAGUACCGACUAGCCCUCACUCCUGCUAAUAAGAAACAGUUUGAGCUGAAAGUCUUGGCUGAGAAAAUCUUUAAAGGCAAGAAGAAUAGCUACCCGAGCAGUAUUCGCGAGCGCUUCGUAAACGACCGACUUUCGGAGGAUCAUCGCGUUUUGAGGAACACCUUCAUGGCCUCGCCUUCGUGGCCCACGGGAGAAGAACUGAUUUACUCAUGCGAAGCUGUAAAGUACGACCGUCGUGGAUACAAACCUCGCGAGCGAGCGCUCCUAGCAUCGGACAAGGCACUCUACGUCCUUGAUGCAGCCAAGAGCAAAACGUACAAGCUCAAACAUCGCCUACCUCUCGACGUACUUCGAGUCGUUGUCACCAAUGAGACUGACGGGCUCGUGCUCAUCAAAAUACCACAGGAGCUGAAGAAAGACAAGGGUGACCUGAUAAUUUCAGUGUCGCACGUCAUCGAAGCUCUCACCAUCGUGACGGACUACACCAAAAAGCCUGAGAUAAUUGAGAUUGUCGACACUGGAAGCAUCGUGCAUAACCUCGUGAAUGGCAAGCAGGGCGGCACCAUCGAGGUGACCAACGGGCCGCAGCCCGCCAUCCAUCGCGCUAAGAGCGGGAACCUACUUGUUGUGGCAACCCCGUGAAGAUUAUUUUGAAAAAAAUCGCUUUAGCUAUUUACUGAUAUUCGCCAUAAUUCAGUCAAUUAAAU